UCCUUCCUGCCCCGCCCCUUUUUUCCCAGCCUCCUUUGCGCGUCUUCUUUGGCGUCGGUUGGAGGGGGGGGAGAGAGAGAGAGAGAGAAAGAAAGAGAGAGAGAGAAGCCGCCCCUCGGAGGCCGCCCACGAUGACCACCCUGGACGAUAAGCUGCUGGGGGAGAAGCUCCAGUACUACUACAGCAGCAGCGACGAGGAGGAGGAUAGCGAGAAGGAGGACGACGAGGGAACUGCCGCUGCCCACGAUGCCGCCGUGGCGGAAGAGGUGACCCUCAGCGCUGACGGCAGUGCCAUCAACACAGGCCCUAAGGGUGUGAUCAACGACUGGAGGAGGUUCAAACAGCUGGAAACGGAGCAGAGGGAGGAACAGUGCCGGGAGAUGCAGAGGCUGAUCAAGAAACUCUCCAUGACCUGCCAGUCACACCUGGAUGAAGAGAAGGAGAAGCAGAAACAGAAGGAGCUGCAAGAGAAGCUGAACGACAAGUUGGCACUGCACCAAGAAGAAGACGACGAGGCGUUCCUGCAGCAAUACCGCAAGCAGCGCAUGGAGGAAAUGCGCCGCCAGCUGCACCCGGGCCAGCAGUUCAAGCAGGUCUUUGAGAUCCAGAGCGCCGAGGCCUUCUUGGAGACGGUGGACCAAGGCAACAAGAAGACCCUGGUCAUGAUCCACAUCUACGAGGACCACAUCCCUGGGGCCGAAGCCCUGGACGGCUGCAUGCUCUGCCUGGCCGCCGAGUACCCCACGGUGAAAUUCUGCCGGGUGCGCAGCUCGCUGAUCGGCACCAGUUCCCGCUUCACCAGCAACGCCCUGCCGGCCCUGCUGGUUUACAAGGGUGGGGAGUUGAUCGGCAACUUCAUCCGCCUCACCGACCAGCUGGGCCAAGACUUCUUCGCCGCGGACUUGGAGGCUUUCCUGCAGGAGUUCAGCCUGUUGCCGGAGAAAGACGUGGUACUCUACUCCACCUCCAUUUGCAACGCGGCUUCCUGCUACGACGAGGACAGCGACUUGGAAAUCGACUGAGCGAGCCAGAACCACGGGGUCCCUCCUCCCGUCCCCUCCUCCCCCCCUCCCCCUCCCUCCCCAAGGGCUCCUGGCUGGCUUGGAAAGGGUAGUAGUCAUUCACCCUAGAGCCCCCAGACCCAUCGGGCAGGUCAGCCCCCGAGCCCUACCGUCCUCCUCCUCCUGGGCAACUGCAUAGAUUCAGAAAUAGGCCUUUUAGUUUGGAGUCCUGUCAUUGCAGCCGCCCCCAGAGCGGGGGGUUGGGGAGGGGGCGUGUGGGUCAGCCCCACCCUUUCCUUGGAGAGAGAGAGAGCCUCUCGUCCUUCGCUUCAACCUGACCGCGAUCGAUCGACACAGAUAACUCUGGAGUGGCUUGAGGUGGAGGGGGGGGCGCUCCUAGCCCGGCGACCUUUUCCCAUCCCGUGAAAAUUUUUGGGAACCGGCGGGUCUUCGUCUCUCGCUUUCUCUGAUCGUGGCCAUCCUGGGGUCUCUCUCCCCCACCCCCCAAUCUUGUGCAGAUUGACCGUUGAAGACCUCUUCAUGCCUAGCAAAACUUACCCCGUUUUCUUAACGCAAUAAAAGAUUUAAAAUCUGAA
This is a messenger RNA of Ahaetulla prasina, 1597 nucleotides long. RefSeq names its product phosducin like (gene PDCL). The record is from RefSeq and is a predicted model, not a curated record. The transcript is spliced from 4 exons. Gene Ontology annotation, biological process: regulation of G protein-coupled receptor signaling pathway. NCBI's taxonomy places the organism in Eukaryota, Metazoa, Chordata, Lepidosauria, Squamata, Colubridae. The coding region runs from base 132 to 1022 and encodes 296 amino acids.